Molecule: messenger RNA, 689 nt
Organism: Polychytrium aggregatum
Lineage: Eukaryota; Fungi; Chytridiomycota; Chytridiomycetes; Polychytriales
Product: B9 domain-containing protein 2-like protein
Exons: 5
Coding region: 162-689 (175 amino acids)
Biological process (GO): cilium assembly
Cellular component (GO): MKS complex
Source: RefSeq, a predicted model, not a curated record
UCGGGUGUUGCUUCGGGAGGACGGAUUCUGACUCGGUUCGUCCCGUCUCCUUGACCCGGCACCCCAGAGACUACCGCCGUAGUAGGAGCAGUGGCCACAGCAGCUCAGAGUCGCAGACAUCAAACCGCAGCGCCAACGCCGACCGGAUCGAUCGCAUCAGCAUGGCCGAGCUCCACGUCGUCGGAGAGAUAUUGGGCGCCUCGGGAUUCCCAUCACCAAAGCUGUCCUGCAAAUGGAGUCUGAUCGCGGGCGAAGGCUGGAAAGUCAUCGAGGGAGUAACCUCGGGGCAGACCCAUGUCGAUCUGCCAACGGACGACCGAUACACCAUCUGGAGCCACCCGAUAGAUAUUCACUACGGCACAAAAACUCUGGUUGGAUGGCCCAAGCUACAGCUCCAGGUCUACCACCAGGAUGAAUACGGCCGGAAUGAACUCUACGGCUAUGGCUUCAUUCACCUUCCAACCACCCCGGGCACACAUGAACUUGAAUGUCCGACAUGGCGACCGCUGGGAUCGACUUCUGAUCAGCUAUGGUCGUACUUUCUCGGGGCUACGCCGCAGCUCAAGAAGCUGGAUCAUAUCCAUAGCCCCAUGGACCGGUAUCGACUCAACACCAUUUCGAUGGGCAAGGUCCAUGUCGAGGUCACUGUGAUUGUCCGCAACUUUGAUGCUUAUGGCGUAGCCCUCUGA